Messenger RNA from Clonostachys byssicola, 2229 nucleotides. The record is from the annotation of a GenBank genome assembly. Lineage: Eukaryota; Fungi; Ascomycota; Sordariomycetes; Hypocreales; Bionectriaceae.
AUGUCGACGCCAACGACAGCCGUGGCGACGCUGCCUCCUUUUCAUCCCCAUCAUUACCCUCACCCGCACCCUCCUCAUAUGCACCCUCACUCGUCCUACGUACACUCGCACCAGGGCCAACCCGCUGUGUCCGCCAACUACCGCCCUACGAGUUCACAUUCCACCGCGACAAAGGUGACCGAUUCCAGUACUGGCAGCAGCACCAACCAUACGAGCCUGCCGUCACUAUAUUCAGCUUCGACGACCACCGCCUCUGUUGCAGAAACCUGCUCUACCCCAACAUCGACCAGACUACCACCCUUCUAUCCUACGCAAAACCUCUACUCGUCUCCUUCGGAUGGCGUAACCCAAAAGCCUCCCCGUCCUCCAGCUCAUGCCCACCAGUCUCAACACCAGGCUCAGGGUGAAUAUCUGCUCGACUCCGCUUCCAGACAGAAUUCUCAACAAGACGCCCACUACACGGGAAGCAACAUGCAUAAUCAGCCUGCCAAGAGGCGGCGUCGUUCCCAUGGACCUGAUUGGAAGGAAUUUUAUCGGAAUGGGCUCCCCAGCGAAAUCAUUGUCAUUGAUGAUGAUACACCCGAACCGGACGCCAGUGCAAAACAAAGCAGUGCCCCAAGUCGGGCGGCCGCCAUCGAACAAAACACAAACAAGAAAACAGCCUCGAAUAAUUCCCCCAACGGGCAAACUACCAGGAAGAGGAGACGAGACGAGGACCCCAAGACUGCACCAAGCUCUUCUGGGUACCACAUUCAGUACAUCAACGGCCACAGUGCUUCUUCCGCCACAAUCUCCAGUGACCGUACCACAUCGGCCUUGAAUUCCACGGCCCCCACGUCACUGUCUUCGCAGAGCCAGCAUGACGAGUCCCUUAUACCACUCAAACGAAAACGAACCCGGCAGCAGGUUGCGAAUGAGGCCAAACGGCGGGACACGGAUGUCCUCGGUAACCGAUGCUUCACGUACAAACCUCCACCCUUCCCACCGAAGAAGGCCCCGGAUGUUCGUGUCAAAGUCAUCCAUGAUCCUCCUGGUCAGCGGAACCAGACGGUUGAUGAUGAUGAUGGGCACUAUAUCGUUGUGCCCGAUGCAGGGCUUACAGAAAAAUAUCAAAUCGUUCGCCUCCUCGGCCAGGGCACCUUUGGCAAGGUUGUCAAGGCCUACGACCGAGCUAGAAACAAACAUGUGGCUGUUAAGAUCAUCCGUUCAGUUCAGAAGUACCGCGACGCCUCUAAGAUUGAGCUUCGCGUGCUAGCCACACUCAAAAUGAACGAUGAGGAGAACAGAAACAGGUGCAUUCAUCUGCGAGACUGUUUCGACUAUCGCAAUCACAUCUGCAUUGUCAUGGAUCUGCUUGACCAGAGCGUUUUUGAUUUUCUAAAAGGAAAUGGAUUUGUGCCGUUUCCCAACAGCCAAAUUCAAAGUUUUGCUCGCCAGCUCUUCACCAGCGUUGCAUUUCUCCACGACCUGAACCUCAUCCAUACAGAUCUGAAGCCAGAGAACAUCUUACUAUGCGAUCAAUCGUAUCAGACCUUCACAUACAGCCGGAGAAUACCGUCCUCUUCAGCCACGGUCAAUAGAAGUGCAACACAGAGGCGAGUUUUGCUGGAUACAGAGAUUCGUCUCAUUGACUUUGGCUCUGCCACAUUCGAGGAUGAGUAUCACUCAUCUGUGGUCUCCACCCGACACUACCGCGCCCCGGAGAUCAUUCUUGGGCUUGGAUGGUCUUUCCCCUGCGACAUUUGGAGCAUUGGGUGCAUUCUAGUCGAAUUCUUCACCGGUGACGCUUUGUUUCAGACCCAUGACAAUCUUGAGCAUCUGGCAAUGAUGGAGGCAGUCAUUGGCAGAAGGAUUGACUCAUACCUUGUUCAGAAUGUCAACAAGAUGUCUGGUCGGAAUGGUGCCAACAGUGCUUCAAAGUACUUCAAGCGCCUCAAACUCGACUAUCCGAACACGGAGACAACUCGAGGCUCCCGUCGGUUUGUCAAGGCCAUGAAACAUCUUGACGACAUCAUCCCACAAACAAAUACGUUCAUGAAGAACUUUAGGGAUCUUCUCAAGAAGAUCUUCGUUUACGAUCCCGCACAACGUAUCACCGCAAAGGAUGCACUCAACCACGAGUGGUUCAAGGAGAUGGCCUACAACGAUGACGGCACUGAAGCUGCCAAGAUUCGCCUGGAGAGGAAGAUGCGGGAACAACAAGGUCUAUCCGUUCCCGCAUAUCACUAA